Egretta garzetta (little egret) is the source of this 2149-nucleotide messenger RNA. It is a transcript of the gene SAR1A, whose product is annotated as secretion associated Ras related GTPase 1A. Gene Ontology annotation, cellular component: COPII vesicle coat; endoplasmic reticulum exit site. The transcript is spliced from 5 exons. Bases 1082 to 1549 code for a protein of 155 amino acids. Lineage: Eukaryota; Metazoa; Chordata; Aves; Pelecaniformes; Ardeidae. Gene Ontology annotation, biological process: membrane organization; vesicle organization; endoplasmic reticulum to Golgi vesicle-mediated transport. Gene Ontology annotation, molecular function: GTP binding; GTPase activity. The record is from RefSeq and is a predicted model, not a curated record.
UUUGGGCGUUUUCUUUUCUUUUUACAGCGGGAGGAACUUUUGGGGAAUAACUGGGAGGCGUUUGGCUCCCGCUCCAUCUUUCCCUCGCUGUUUAGAAGCGCUGGAGCAGCCGGGCUGAUGCCAAGGGCCCGCUCAUCCCAGCGACCUGCCCCGGGCAGACAGCCCGCCUAGCCAGGGAGGGAACCCCCUCUCCUCCUCCUCCUCCUCCUCCCUCUUCUACUCCUCCUCCUCCCUCUUCUCCUCCUCCUCCUUCUCCUCCUCCUUGGCAUCCAAGCCGGAGCUCACCCUUAUUCCUCGCUGCUGCACUUGCUUCUCCUCAAAUUCUCGCUUCCCUUACCCGCCCUGGGGGAGCUGCUGGCCACCGACCAGUGGUCUGGCUCGAAGGCUUCUUUUUGUGGAGGCCAAAACGUUGCCCGCUGGCAAUGACCCACACAGCCGCGCCGGCUGCUUCACUGCGGGGCCAGCAGCCCCUUCCCUGAGGUGGCCGGGGGGUGAAUCCCAGCACAGAUCCUCCGGAGGGGUAGGGAGGGGCGAGCAAAAGUCCCCUUGGAAACAUCAAGGAACUUUCCUGUGGCAGAUGCGUGCCCAGAAACGGGGAAAAAAUCAGUUUCCCUAAAGGAAGCGAUGUGUUCUUUCACGCUCCGCCCCUCUUCUUCAGCAGCUCUUCGCUGGCUUCCACGAGUUUAUUUGGGUUUUGCACUUAAAUCCCCCUUUGGGGCGAGAGGCUGAUCCGUAACCCAUCCCACAUACGCAGUGCUUUUUGCUGCGCGCUCUCCUGCUGGGAUGCGCCCCAGGAAAGAACACUUGCCAAAAUGCGAGCGCAGAAAACGUCCGUCGCCGUGGCCGCUGCCUCGCGCUGCUGUGGCAGAAGCCAGUUCAAGCUGUACUGGAGUUUUUUUCAUCAUUAUUUUCUUUCCCCGUGCUGUUCCGUGUCCGUGCUGGAAGCGCUGUAACUGCACAGAGAUAAACCCGCUGGAGUUUUUGCCUCGUUUGUUUUGUUCUCCUUCCAGGUUUGUACAAAAAGUCUGGAAAACUUGUGUUCCUGGGCUUGGAUAACGCCGGCAAAACCACGCUGCUGCACAUGCUCAAAGACGACAGGCUGGGUCAGCACGUCCCCACGCUACACCCCACAUCGGAGGAGCUGACGAUCGCCGGAAUGACCUUUACGACUUUUGAUCUGGGUGGACACGAGCAAGCUCGCCGAGUCUGGAAGAACUACCUGCCCGCCAUCAACGGGAUCGUCUUCCUGGUGGACUGCGCGGAUCACUCGCGCCUGAUGGAAUCCAAAGUUUUUCUUAAUGCACUAAUGACGGACGAAACAAUAUCCAAUGUGCCAAUCCUCAUCUUGGGUAACAAAAUCGACAGACCGGAGGCCAUCAGCGAGGAGAAACUGCGGGAGAUCUUUGGGCUCUACGGACAGACCACGGGAAAGGGAAACGUGCCGCUGAAGGACCUGAACGCGCGCCCCAUGGAGGUGUUCAUGUGCAGCGUGCUGAAGAGGCAAGGCUACGGCGAAGGCUUCCGCUGGCUAUCGCAGUACAUUGACUGACACUUGGACGGGCACAAAAGAGUUUUACUCCUCUGGACUGAUCCUGUUCGCAGCUUCCUAUGGACUUUUCUUAUUAGAACACGGAAGGCUUUUCCAACCGCGUCCUGGCGUUGGCCAAGAGACUCCUGGUUUUCGGCUGCCCCAUCGCACAGUGGUGACACAACUCUUUUCCACGUGACGGGGAGGCGGCGCCGUGCCGCAGGCGGGUGCAAGUUGUCCCUUUCAGUUCGGUUACGGCGGGGCUGGUGUGAUCUGGGAAGUAAAACUCUGCACGCUGCACUGUUAACAGCUGAAGAAGAGAGCACGUCUCACCACUGUGGUUAAUUGACUUCAAAAAAAGAAAGAAAAAAAAGAAAGAAAAAAAAAAAGAAAGAAAAAAAAAAAAAGAAAGAAAAAAAAGCAAUUAUAUUUUUUAAAGGAAGUGUUAAUGUUAACGGCGUCCCUUCUAACUUUUUAGUUUAACGUUCAUCUCGUUUAGUCCAGAGUCUGGUUAGGGUUUUUUAAAAGCAUAUUUAACGAUAUUUAGGUAUUUCACCAAUUACCGAACCAAGGAUUAUCACGAUAUUAGAAGUCCUCAAUAAACAUAGCAUUUGGGCUUAA